Molecule: messenger RNA, 1216 nt
Organism: Cucurbita moschata (crookneck pumpkin)
Lineage: Eukaryota; Viridiplantae; Streptophyta; Magnoliopsida; Cucurbitales; Cucurbitaceae
Product: nudix hydrolase 16, mitochondrial-like
Exons: 4
Coding region: 448-972 (174 amino acids)
Cellular component (GO): cytoplasm; nucleus
Molecular function (GO): pyrophosphatase activity
Source: RefSeq, a predicted model, not a curated record
AUCCCCACUCAUUUUACCAUUUUACCCUUGCCCGUUGAUCUCAACGGUCAUCUUCUCCUCCAUAUAUAAUCUCCCUUGGUUCUUAACCCACCGGAUUCUCCCGCAAACUCCCCUCUGGACCCACUGGUUUUCUUUUCACCAUCAAUCCUAAUCUCUCCCCUGUUUUGACCCGACCCCACCGCUAGAUCCGCUUCAGCCGCAACCUUCCAUCUCCAUCUCUGUUUCUCUCUUUCUUCCAACCUUCCAACCCUAACCAUCAAUCGUCAUUCAUCGCCACUCUUCAAUGGAGUUUCAGAUUGCCUUCAACCGUCCAUUCUGAGAGAAAAAUGGACAAUGUUGAAAUUUCUCCCCUGCUUUAGGGAUGUGCAGGAUUUUGCAUUCGCAUUCGCAUUCGUCUCUGAGUUUUGAUCCCGCUGAACGAUAGUUUAUAUACAUAUAUUUAUAUGCAUGUCUGAUUUGGUGGCCCGCACCGGACGGCAGCAGCAGCGGUACGAUGCCGGUUGUCGCCUUAUUGCUGGGUGUAUUCCUUUUAGGUAUAGAAGUUCCGAAGGGAGUAGUGAUGAAGUUUCGGAUAAAGUCGUGGAGGUGCUUAUGAUUGACACGCCUAGUGGCCCGGGUCUUUUGUUCCCGAAGGGAGGCUGGGAGAAUGACGAGACGGUGGAGGAGGCUGCUGUAAGGGAAGCUAUCGAAGAGGCCGGAGUUCGUGGUGAACUUAUGGGGUUCUUAGGAAUCUAUCACUUCAAGAGUAAAACACAGCAAGAUGAGUUCAGUCCAGAAGGAUUGUGUAGAGCAGCAAUGUAUGCUUUGUUUGUGAAUGAGGAGCUUGAGUCAUGGCCGGAGCAGAACACAAGAAACAGAAGCUGGGUGACCAUUCCUGAGGCCAUUGAAAGCUGCAGGCACGCGUGGAUGAGAGAUGCCCUUGUCAUUGGUUUCAACAAAUGGCAUGCACAACAUAUGAACGAUGAAUCUUGACAUCAUCCAACCCAACCCGACCCAGCCACAUGUAAGCACAUUUCCUUUCAACUACGCUGCAAUAUUAUGAAUCUUUGAGGAACUAACACUGAUUUCUUUCAAGAUUUUUAUUUAUAUACAGGCAGGCAAUGUUUUGGUUGCUCAUUUAUUAUAAUUUCUGUACUACUGACCCCUUCAAUUUGGAGGGCAUUCAAUAUUAUUUUUAUAUAAGCACCACUUCCAGCUUCCUUGAAUUGAAGCUUUU